AUGAACAAGAAAGCAACACAAAGGGGGACACUGGACUAUGUCUCUUCUGAUGGCAUCCUUGUUGCAAGAUGGAAGGACAACAGCGUUGUGACAAUCUUGUCCUCUGAUGUUGGUGUGGAGCCCAUGGGAACAGUGGAGCGGUACGACAGGGCAGCCAAGAAGAAGGUUCCCAUUCCUUGCCCAUCUGUCAUCCAGAUGUACAACAACCGCAUGGGGGGCAUUGACAAGAGUGACAUGUUGACACACCUGUACAGGACCCCCUUCAAAGCAAAGAGGUACUACAGGAGGCUCUUUGCUUACCUCCUUGACUUGAUCAUCUGCAACGCCUGGAUUUUGUACAAGAGGGAUUGCCUGGCUUUGCAGGAAAACCCCAAGCCGCUCAAGGACUUCCGUCUGGAUAUCUCCAAUUGGCUCAGAAGCUUCAAGUCGUCAACCUUCAGAAUAACCAGGAAUUCUCUUGGCACCAGAGAUUUUGCUUUGCCAAGAAGGGGCCAACGGGCAGUUGUGCCAAGUAUUGAGACACGCCAGAAUGCCACUGCCCUACACAUGCCAAAGCAUGUCUCCAUGAGGCAGACUUGCAAGUUCUGUUCUGGUGCAGGCCACAUCCACAGAUCCCGCUGGAUGUGUGAGGAUUGCAAGGUGGCCCUUUGCCCUACUGAAGAAAGGAAUUGUUUUGCUUUGUUCCAUAAGAUUUCGAAAUAA
Macrobrachium nipponense is the source of this 702-nucleotide messenger RNA. Its product is annotated as piggyBac transposable element-derived protein 3-like. The transcript has a single exon. NCBI's taxonomy places the organism in Eukaryota, Metazoa, Arthropoda, Malacostraca, Decapoda, Palaemonidae. The record is from RefSeq and is a predicted model, not a curated record. The coding region runs from base 1 to 702 and encodes 233 amino acids.